Messenger RNA from Oryza sativa Japonica Group (Japanese rice), 907 nucleotides. Its product is annotated as auxin-responsive protein IAA33. Gene Ontology annotation, molecular function: protein binding. Gene Ontology annotation, cellular component: nucleus. NCBI's taxonomy places the organism in Eukaryota, Viridiplantae, Streptophyta, Magnoliopsida, Poales, Poaceae. Gene Ontology annotation, biological process: regulation of DNA-templated transcription. The record is from RefSeq and is a predicted model, not a curated record.
CGGUGCUCCAAUCACUCCACUUCAUCCUAUUUAACCCACCCCCUCUCACUGUGCGUCUGUGCCUCUCUUCACACACACACGCACAACCAACCGCGCCGCCCACACGCCACGAGCGCCGCGCCGGCGAGCUCUUCGAUCAAUCGCGCCGGCCGCCAUCGUCCCAUGAUAAGCGGCGCCGGCGGUGAGCAGCAGCAGCAGCAGGACACGAAGCGGCGGCUACCGGCGCCGACGACGUCCGAGCAGGAGAGGCGGCAGAAGCAGCACCGCGGGAAGAUGCUGAGGCUGUCGGUGCAGCAGGGCGACGACGUGACCGCGGGCGUGGUGCCGCCGGUCACCGUCGUCCUGGACGGCCGCUCCAUCUGCCACCGCGUCCACCUCAGCAAGCACACCGGCUACCGCAGCCUCGCCGCCGCGCUCCGCCGCAUGUUCGUCGACGCGGACGACGACGUCGGCGCCGCCGACGAGGCAGCUGGCAGGAGCAGCUGCAGCGACGCCGACCGUGGCGGCCUCGACCUGUCCAAUGCCGUUCCAGGGCACGUCGUCGCGUACGAGGACAUCGAGAACGACCUCCUCCUCGCCGGCGACCUCAACUGGAAGGAUUUCGUCCGUGUGGCGAGGAGGAUUCGGAUCAUCCCGGCGAAGCCAUCUAGCCGGAUGAGGCCUCAAUCUUAAUCUGCUCGCUUGUAACUAAACCACAUAAACCUCUAGCUACUACUAGAUCCAGUAUUCCUCCUUUCGAAAUCGAAAUAGUUUGUGUUUUUGUCAUCAGUUUGUAACGUCGUUAAGAAAAUUCAGUUAGUUAUUAUAAUCCCGUUUUAAUCGUGACCGGUAAUGUGCACGUACGGUUGAAUUGAUCUGCAAAUUAGUAAGGUUAAUUAAUCGAUUCAUUACAGGUUAGUUAAUCAAA